GUUAUAUUGUUAUAAAAUUAUAUUUCCGCAUGCUCAAAGUAACAAAAGUAGAUUAUAUUCAGCGGUGCAGAUGUCUAAUUAGAUAGGAUUUACCGCCAUGAUCCCGCCCUCAGUAUGAGCGAACUACAACGGGCCUUCGCAAAGGCGAAAUUAGCAGGACUCCCGCCCGUUCUCCCGGAGCCACUCGUCGACCUAGACGAACAGGGAGAAGAACGAGAUGCGUUUCCCGAGCUUUCAACAGAGCGGUCAGAUGAUGACUCUUCGUCUGCGUCCUCUGCUUCUUCAGCGUCUUCCACUGGCACUAUAAGACCGACGAGUAGCGGUAGGCUGUUUGCACGUCCAAUGGGAUCACCAAAUAGGUCGCCAGCUCACUUUGCCCCUCUACCCUGGACGUCAUACUUUGAGCGAGACCUCAAGAUAUCACACAUAGACUCCAACCUCAAAGUAACACAUCAAGUUUAUCUUACCUCGCCACUGUCCUCUCCCACCAAACCUGGGCCUCUAUUUGUCACUCACCAUGGUGCAGGCUCGAGCGGGCUUACGUUUGCGACGCUCGCAAAGUCCAUCCGGGCUCUCCUCCCAAAUGCUGGCAUUCUGAGCCUGGAUGCUAGAGGCCAUGGCUCAACCACUAUUGAGACGCUUAAUGAGAGUGAUCCGAUGGAUGGGAUACUCGAUGUUAGCUUGGAUACACUGACGGAUGAUCUCGUCACUGUUAUACAAAAAACGAAAGAGGCCAUGAAUUGGCCCACCAUGCCACCCAUAAUUCUCAUCGGUCACUCCCUAGGCGGCAGCGUCGUCACAUCAGUGGCUGCUAGAGGCACCCUCGGGCCUUCCCUGCUCUGCUAUGCUGUUUUAGAUAUCGUCGAGCGCACGGCAAUUGAAUCACUAGCCAGCAUGGCCGGCUACCUCAAAAGCCGGCCUGCGACAUUUCCAAGCCUGGAGGCAGGUAUCGCGUGGCACGUUAGAACCGGCAGUUUAAAAAAUGUCGAAAGCGCUAGGGUUUCCGUACCUCCGCUACUCACGCUUCUGUACAACAAACCAAAAGAUGACGCGAACUCUACGGCCGCUAGACAAAUAUACAACUGGCGUUCUGAUCUCGCCAGCACAGAACCGUUCUGGAACGGCUGGUUUGUUGGGCUUUCUGACCGCUUCCUCUCAUCAAGGGGCGGCAAACUACUCAUUCUUGCGGGAACAGAGAGGUUAGACAAGGAGAUGAUGAUUGGACAAAUGCAGGGCAAAUAUGCCCUCCAGAUAUUCCCAGAUGCGGGCCACUUUCUGCACGAGGACCAGCCGGAGAAGACGGCACAGAGCAUCGUGGAUUUCUACAAGCGGAAUGACCGCAGCGCGAUGGUGUUGCCGCCGAAGGUAUCGGACAUGUUGCAGCAGGGAAAGAAGGUAUAGAUGUAGAUAGGACGGCUUAUGAAAUUACGAAAUAGGGACGACGCCAUCACAAAAUCAUAGAAUGGGUUUGUACAUGGUUCUAGGUGCAUAUGGGCUUUGUUGAUUCUAGACUACCAAGAGAC
Molecule: messenger RNA, 1523 nt
Organism: Pseudogymnoascus verrucosus
Lineage: Eukaryota; Fungi; Ascomycota; Leotiomycetes; Thelebolales; Thelebolaceae
Gene: PPE1
Product: Protein with carboxyl methyl esterase activity
Exons: 2
Coding region: 115-1401 (428 amino acids)
Biological process (GO): protein demethylation
Molecular function (GO): protein methylesterase activity
Source: RefSeq, a predicted model, not a curated record